AUGAAGAGUAAUUGCUGUACAUCAGAAUCACGCAGCGAAGUGCAUGCACACAGCAACAAGUGGAUAUUUUGCUUCACAUGCAGAAUUCCACUCGAGACUUCCAAUGAUUCACCACCCUUCUGCUCAGCAGUCAACCUAAUUGCCCCAUUACCGUGCCGUCGGUUGCUUUGGCUCAUGCUCUCUUUUUUCCGUCGCCCUACAGGAGCCAACUUGUACGGCUGGAUCAGAGAUCAGCGCAUCUGCCUCGACUACACGCGAUGCUGCUCUUCUGCCAGCAGUGAAAUGGAUAAUUAA
Messenger RNA from Protopolystoma xenopodis, 294 nucleotides. NCBI's taxonomy places the organism in Eukaryota, Metazoa, Platyhelminthes, Monogenea, Polystomatidea, Polystomatidae. The record is from the annotation of a GenBank genome assembly.